Molecule: messenger RNA, 5085 nt
Organism: Coregonus clupeaformis (lake whitefish)
Lineage: Eukaryota; Metazoa; Chordata; Actinopteri; Salmoniformes; Salmonidae
Product: zinc finger CCCH domain-containing protein 6-like
Exons: 11
Coding region: 458-3490 (1010 amino acids)
Biological process (GO): negative regulation of DNA-templated transcription
Cellular component (GO): nucleus
Molecular function (GO): metal ion binding; RNA binding
Source: RefSeq, a predicted model, not a curated record
UGCUCGGAAGUAAGCAAGGAAAACGUCAUGCCGUUCUCUAGUGAGCUGUCUGUUUGGUGAGAGCACUGGCUUCGUUAUCGAAAUUAUAUAUUUGAGUGUGCUUAUUAUGGAAACAUACAAAACGUAUUAGUGCUGCUCGCUCAUCUAACAAGACGAAACGUUUGCAAGUGAAGUGUGAGAGCCUCAAGAUAGCGUGGUGCAGGUGCGCGAGCCAACACGCGCUUGUAACGUUGUCUGCAGUGAGCAGCAGCACGACUAGUAGCCACGCUACAUUAGCUAACUAUGACCUCGAAAGUUUGCCAUCUACUGUUUUAAACAGUUAGCUGGCUAGCUACUUUUUGCUGUAUAUAGCUAUGACCUAGACACAUUUUGUAGUGGUCAUGAAUGAAUAACCACUCAUUUCUAUUUUGAGGAGAGAGUAGUAGGUCUACCCUACUCAACAUUGUAUGUCAGCAACAUGGCAUUCACCAGCCUUUUUUCAAGUCUUCCAAACAAAGAAUUUGACACGACGCCUUGUGAGUCGAGAGAGAGAUUUCAAAGGGAUGAAAGGCAACUGGAACCAGUUAAGCUGGAGAAGGAGAACGAAAGGGAUGCCCAGUCCAGAAAGAGGCCAUUGCAAAGGGGUCAGCAGAGUGGCCCCAGGAAGAGAAAAAAAGGGGACCAACAGGAGCAGUCUGGCCAGGCCAAGAAAAGUACGAUUCAUAAAGGCCCACCACAAUCUUAUAAAGACUUUGACUCUGUGGACCGAGACUACAACAUGGUGAAGUGUGAUUACGAGCAACCAAGCCUUGACUUCAGUAGAGAACUGGACUUCUACAGCCAUAGCAAGGAAGGUGAACACCCAGGACACGAUACAGAGAAGUCGGGUAGGAAGAACAUGAGGCCCGGAGAAGCAAAGAGUCCUGAUCAGAAAAAGGAUGUUCAAGGUAUAAACAGGAAGAAAGGACGGAAGCAAUGGGAGCCUCAUCAGCAGAGACUUGACAACCAGGCCAGAGGCAGAGGGGGAAACUCUGCCAGGAGGGGUGGGGAUUUUACCGGAAUGGGUGGACGUGGCACUAACCAGCCCAGAGACUUCUCCAUCAGGGGUGGAGGUGGUUCCAACAGGGGUGGAGGUGGUUCCAACAGGGGUGGAGGUGGUUCCAACAGGGGUGGAGGUGGUUCCAACAGGGGUGGAGGUGGUUCCAACAGGGGUGGAGGUGGUUCCAACAGGGGUGGAGAGUGGAACAAUAGAGGCCCGGGCUGUGACAGGAGGGGCGAUUGGUCAAAGCGAGGCACUGACCGGUCACGUAGAGGUGGACGACAUUUCCCAGAUGGACGUUUAACACUAGAAACUUUGACUGGAAAGGGGAAAAAGAACAUGACAAAGGAAUUCAAAGACCAGAAUGCUUUGGAGAUUGACGGAAGGUUAAUCUGUCGACAUUUCCUCAGGGGAAAGUGCAUCAAGGGUGAUGACUGCCAGCUAGAACAUGCUCUGGACGUCAACUACUCUAUCAACGAAGUGUGUAAAUUCUACGUCCAGGGAUCCUGUUCGAAAGGACAGAGCUGCAUAUACAUGCACAAGAGUUUCCCCUGCAAGUUCUUCCAUACCUAUGGGAAGUGCUACCAAGGAGACCAGUGCAGGUUUUCCCAUGAACCCCUGACUGAGCUCACCAAACAGCUACUGGAGGCGGCAUUGAAGAGGGACAAGGACAUUGAGGAACUGGCUAAAAAGGACGAGCCAAUCAGCAUGGAGGAGCCAGUGUCCACAAAGGAGUCAGCAACAGCUGAGGAGACGAAGCCUGUUAUUGACAUAUUCCUGAAUCCACUAAGGCCUAACUUUUACAACAGCUCAUGCCCCUCUGAGCCACAUGCUGAGGAAAGUUCCCCCAUGUGUCAGAAUGAAGUGUCAUCUGAGGUCGUGGAGAAGGAAAUUGCCCGUUGUGCAAACUCCAUUCGGUCUCCUGAUCCUCCCCCAAGCUCUCCUGGCUUUAAGGAACUGGUUUCUUAUUCAGUUGAGGCUGUGCUUGGGUCCCAUAGGCCCCUGGAAAAACCCUUCCGCAGCUUCUUUGCAGCCUCUAUCAGCCAGACCUCACAGACCCAACCAGAUCCCCCUGCAACUACAUUAGUUCCUCCAGACUCUAUCUGCCCGCCUGAUCCAACCCUAAACUCUACAUGUGGCAAGAUAAAUGUUCCUUAUUCAGUCGAAGCUGUGCUUGGAUUCCAGAAGCCUGUAGAAAAAGCCUUCUGCAACCAAUUUUCAGGAUCCAUCACCCAGACCUUCCCACCCCCCACACAGAUCCGAUCAGAUCCCCCCAGCAAUACGUUAGUUUCUCCAGACCCCAUUCGGUCAUCUGAUCAUCGUAUGAAUAAGAGGCCGGCUCCUUAUUCAGUUGAGGCUGUCUCUACGGCCCAGAAGCCGGUGAAAAAACCCUUGUGCAGUCUCUUUGCAGGGCCGAUCAGCCAGACCUCCACUACACCUUCCACACAGAAGUCUGCUAAUUCUCCCAUAAACACCCCAGGCUGUAAGGGACCCGCUUCUUAUUCAGUUAAGGCUGUUCUUCAGUCCCACAAGCUUGUGGAAAACCCUGUCCGCAGCCUCUUUGCAGGCCCCAUCACCCAGUCCACUCGCCACCCUGAUAUACAGACCCAACUAGAUCCUCCUAGCACUACAUUCAAUCCUCCAGACUCCAUUCGGCUCCCUGAUCCUCCUUCAGUCUAUAAGAGGCCGGCUUAUUAUUCAGCUGUGCUUGGGUCUCCUAAAUCUUUGAAACCAUCCUUCAGCAGCCUCUUUGCAGGCCCCAUCAGCCAGACCUCCUCUCCCCAACCUCCCACACAGAUCCAACCAGAUUCCCAUAGCACUGCAUUUGGUCCUUCAGACUCUGCUCCUCCUGCAGGCUGUAAAAGGCCGGCUUUGUAUUCUGUUACGGCUGUGCUUGAGCCCUGUAAGCCCGUGGAAAACCCCUUCUGUAGCCGUAUUGCAGGAACCAUCAGCCAGACCGCUCCUGACCCUCCCUCACACACUCUGAACUCCCCAGGUUGUAAGGCACCAACUUCUAAAAAGCCCAUGGGAAAACCCUUCCGUAGCCUCUUCGCAGGUCCCAUCAGCCAGACUUCCACUAACCACCCUCCCAGACAGACCCGGCCAAAUCCCCCCAGUACUACAUUUGGUCCUCCAGACCCCAUUCGGUCUUCUGAGCCUCUUCCAGUCUGCAAGAGAUGGACAUCUUCAGUUGAGGCUGUCAGUGAGUCCCAGAAGUCCAUGGAAAAACCCUUCCGUAGCCUCUUUGCCGGCCCCCUCACACAGACCUCCACUUCCGGCCAUCCAACACAGAUCCAACCAGAUCCCCCCAGAAAUGUCACUGGCUGUAAUAGACCAGCUUCUCAUUCAGUUGAGGCUGUGCUUGAGACUCAGAAGCAAUUGGGAAAACCCAUUCGCAGCCUCUUUGCAGGGCCCAUCAGCCAGACAACCCCCCUGACCCUCCAACACAGACCCGGCCGUAUCCCCGCAUAGUCGAGCCUAAACAUGAGGUUCCAGACCCAACACCACUCACUAUGCCUCCAGAGCCAACCUCAACCAAUUCUGUUCUGAGGACCCUCUUCCUACGCCUGAGCCCAUGCCGCCAGGAGGGGGAGCAGGUGAGCAGUAACGGCUGCAAAGAUCCAGGAGGCAAUGUCCUGUGUUCCAGUGAUGAGGACCAAAUCACCAGAGGAUCUACUUCUACAGGACAGCAGAGCCAGGAAGUGGAGGAGGAGGAGGAGGAGGUUGAUGAGAUGGAGAGUGAGCCGGAGGAGUGCGAUCUGAGAGAUGAGCUGUUGGUAAUUCCAUUAGAACCGUUAGUACCUUACGUGACACUCGGUGACCCUCACCACCAUCGCCAGGUGGACAUCACCCUGCCACGGUCCGCCUUGGCCCAGGACGUGGUGUGGUCCCUUGAAGACCUUGCCCCUCUUCCUCCCAUCUCCCUCUCGCUCAAUCACCAGCCGUCUGUCCCUCUGGCCUCCCCCUCUACUGAAAGAACAUCAGGUCCUGCUGUUGGACUCUCCAGCCCUGCAGGACUCAGGCCACAGCUUUCCCCACAGGACUCCAACUCCCAGGAGGCUGCAGGAGAGCAUCUCAUUCCCUCCAGGAAUUCAGGUAGGAGUCAGGUCCAGGUGGAUACCCCCGGCGUUCACAACCUACCAAUCCAAGCGAUGGUACGGAUGACUCCACCUCACACUGAUGUACAACCAAAGCGACUGUCUGGACAAAUGAGGAGCAAAAGUGGGAACUUAAGUGACAAAAAAACACUGAAAGACCUUUUUAAGACAUUUGACCCCACAUCAUCUCCCUUCGGACAGUAACUGCAUUUGGAAUAUGGCUCAUAUUGUAUGCACUGUCGGUCAAUGGACUACGCACCCAAAGACUUACACAAACACUUAGCCUUCAUAUGAAUGCUUUUGCUCUAGUGUAUUUUCCCGCUAACAGAUCAGAACAGCAAUUCAUUGCAAAAUGAUUGUAUAAAAUGCAGGAAACCAUUGUGCGCGCACACACAAAACCCUCAACUCAAUUUGAUAAAGUGUUACUCAUAUUGAUAUCAUUACUUAGUAUCAGCUAAUGUUACUGAUGAAUAGUCAGCCUAGUCUGUCUCUGUGUGAAUUGAUUUAGGGAUUUUCUUAGAUGAGGCAUACAGCUCACAAAUGUUGAUGUUAUUUUACAUAAUAUAUCAUCAAUCAUGUACAUUAAGGUUCAAAAAUCAAAUUGUUUUAUUUCAUUUUAUUCAAGCAGAAAGUAACCUUUUGGAACACUUAGUCAGUUAACUAGUAACAAUUAACCGUUGCCCUCAUCCUCCACUCCUGCCGACUAAAUUUCCUCUUAUUUGAGUGAACAGUGGGUUAUUACACUCAACUGAUUCUUAUUACCAUGUGGAAAAUGUAAUUAUUUAAACUAAUGCCACACCAGUUCUGCUCUAUGUGAAUGUAGUGCUUCUCCCUCCUUAUAGUAAAGUGCUGUGAAAAAAGUUUUUGCCAACCCGUUCUAAGUUCCUCUACUUCUGCAUAUUUUUUAUACUGAUUAUUAGUGCCUUUGGAAAGUAUUCAGACCCCUUGACUUUUUCCACAUUUUGUUAG